CCCCCCAGCCGCUGCUGACGCCGCCCCGCAGGAGGACGAGGGGGGGCCAGGCCUGGCCCGGCUUGGCCUGGCCCGGCCUCACCCGAGCCGACCCCCGCCGGGCGUCCAUCAUGAGGAGGGACAUGAACGGCGUGACCAAGAGCCGCUUUGAGAUGUUCUCAAAUAAUGAUGAGGCUGUGAUCAAUAAAAAGCUCCCCAAAGAGCUGCUGCUUCGAAUAUUCUCGUUCCUGGAUGUGGUCACCCUAUGCCGUUGUGCUCAGGUCUCCAGGGCAUGGAACGUCCUGGCCCUGGAUGGUAGCAACUGGCAACGCAUUGACCUGUUUGAUUUCCAGAGAGACAUAGAGGGGCGCGUAGUAGAGAAUAUUUCUAAGAGAUGUGGGGGUUUCUUGCGAAAGCUGAGCUUGCGUGGAUGCCAAGGCGUAGGAGACAACGCAUUAAGGACAUUUGCACAGAACUGCAGAAAUAUUGAAGUGUUGAACCUAAAUGGCUGCACCAAGAUCACAGAUGCUACAUGUACAAGCCUUAGCAAGUUCUGCUCCAAACUCCGGCAUCUUGAUCUGGCUUCCUGCACUUCAAUAACCAACCUGUCCCUCAAAGCACUGAGCGAGGGGUGCCCUCUGCUGGAGCAGCUCAACAUCUCCUGGUGUGACCAAGUGACAAAAGAUGGCAUCCAGGCUUUGGUGAGAGGGUGCGGUGGACUCAAAGCCCUGUUUCUUAAAGGCUGCACACAGCUGGAGGAUGAAGCCCUCAAAUACAUUGGUGCACACUGUCCUGAACUGGUGACUUUGAACCUGCAGACCUGCUUGCAAAUUACAGACGAUGGCCUCAUUACAAUAUGCAGGGGAUGCCACAAGCUGCAAUCUCUGUGUGCCUCUGGCUGCUCCAACAUCACCGAUGCCAUCUUGAAUGCUUUAGGGCAAAACUGUCCAAGACUUAGAAUAUUGGAAGUGGCCCGAUGCUCUCAGCUCACAGAUGUGGGCUUUACCACUCUGGCUCGGAAUUGUCACGAGCUAGAAAAAAUGGAUCUGGAAGAAUGCGUUCAGAUAACAGACAGCACGUUAAUCCAACUCUCUAUUCACUGUCCCCGGCUCCAGGUUUUGAGUUUAUCACACUGUGAGCUAAUCACCGAUGAUGGGAUUCGCCACCUCGGCAACGGUGCUUGUGCUCAUGACCGCCUGGAGGUGAUCGAGCUGGACAACUGCCCUCUGAUCACAGAUGCCUCCUUGGAACAUCUCAAGAGCUGCCACAGCCUGGAGAGGAUAGAACUGUAUGAUUGUCAACAGAUCACACGGGCAGGAAUCAAGAGACUCAGGACUCACCUACCCAAUAUUAAAGUCCACGCCUACUUCGCCCCUGUGACCCCACCGCCAUCUGUGGGGGGCAGCAGACAACGCUUCUGCAGAUGUUGCAUCAUCCUAUGACGCGGGAGCCGGGUUACUCUGCACACAAAAGAAUAACUGAGUAUUUAAAUUGCCCUUCUAGAAGUAACAGCAGACACCAGUCUCUCCGUGGAGAAGUGAUGCUGGUGGUCCUUUGCCAGGGUCCCUGGAAAAGA
This is a messenger RNA of Euleptes europaea (tarantolino), 1555 nucleotides long. RefSeq names its product F-box and leucine rich repeat protein 20 (gene FBXL20). The record is from RefSeq and is a predicted model, not a curated record. Lineage: Eukaryota; Metazoa; Chordata; Lepidosauria; Squamata; Sphaerodactylidae. Gene Ontology annotation, cellular component: SCF ubiquitin ligase complex. Bases 111 to 1421 code for a protein of 436 amino acids. Gene Ontology annotation, molecular function: protein binding. The transcript has 15 exons. Gene Ontology annotation, biological process: SCF-dependent proteasomal ubiquitin-dependent protein catabolic process.